AUAGAAACCUUGAAUUUACAGGCCCAUCGAUAAAAAUUUCUCGGCACUGCUUAGCCUCAGUUCUCAAAACCAGUCACGGUUUACCUUUGGUAGCCCUAGCAUAUCUCCACACUCUCACCAUAUCGAUAUUAAAACCAUGGAAAAUUCUAUACCAGUGGACGUUAGUGACAUCGCUGCCUUCCUAGCAUCCCCCUAUGAACUACCCAAACUCGUUGAGAAACGUUCUCCUUUGGAGAAAAGCAAGAUAUAUCAAGAUUUCACCUUCGAGUUACUUAAACAAUGUCAGUUAAAUUCCAGCAGCGGACCAAAAGAUGUAGAGGAGGAAAUCAACAGGAUCAAGAACUACUUUGAGGAGCUUCACCUUAGCAGACGCAGUUUCGAACAAGCCAAGUGGACAUUGAAUCCCAAAAAAAUAUACAAGAGGCAUCGUCGCCACCUCCAACUGGCUGGAGAUAGCCUUAAACUCCUAACAGCAACCAGAAAUACCUCGGACAGCAUUUUGCGGCGGAUGUUCAUGAGCUCAGAACAAUCACUUAUCAGCACCACGGCAAGCUUCUUCACCGCUGUUGAUUGUGUUACCCAGAAUAACAACGACCAUGCACCCAACCUAGAAACAAUUCACGA
Messenger RNA from Serpula lacrymans var. lacrymans S7.9, 624 nucleotides. RefSeq lists its product as uncharacterized. Lineage: Eukaryota; Fungi; Basidiomycota; Agaricomycetes; Boletales; Serpulaceae. The record is from RefSeq and is a predicted model, not a curated record. The annotation marks the transcript as partial. The transcript is spliced from 6 exons.